Ramularia collo-cygni is the source of this 768-nucleotide messenger RNA. RefSeq lists its product as uncharacterized. The record is from RefSeq and is a predicted model, not a curated record. Bases 1 to 768 code for a protein of 255 amino acids. NCBI's taxonomy places the organism in Eukaryota, Fungi, Ascomycota, Dothideomycetes, Mycosphaerellales, Mycosphaerellaceae. The transcript has a single exon.
AUGGCUGAAGAUUCGAGUUCGUCUUCCACUGAUGGACUAGAUCUCAUGAUCCGGAAGCUCCCACAGGAGUUGUCCGACAUGAUCUUCUCUUUUACACUACAGACUCCAGCUAUUAUCACAAUCACCAAAUUCCGCGUCGAUCGAGUUGGUGCAAUCUACGACAAGCCAUCAUACACCCCGCCGCUAGGACUCCGAUUGAAUCGCGAAAUACGGGCUCGAUUCGCAUCGGAGUAUUACAGCACGACUAUCUUUGAGUUCUUGUCGGAAUGUCUCACAAAAAACCCUCGAGAUGUGGAGGGUUACAAGCUUAAUCCCAUUUUGCAUUGGCUUCGCAGCUUGAGCCCAGAGCAUAGGGGCGCCAUCCGUUUCCUGCAGUACACUGAGAUCAAUCACCUGUGCACUGUUAGACGGCAGCGGCAGCAAGAAGUCGGGUACUGGAAGUCCAUGGGUCAUCACCUUCGGACUUUUCUUGAAYCUGUUGAGCGGGAUGACAUGAUGCGAGCUGAGAUAGUGCUUGCUGCCAUAGUUCUGGACCCAUGGAAGAAGGUUCCGAGCAUCAGGAGGAUCGAGAGGUAUGACAUAGAUGGGGGAAUUCUAGAGGAGGAAGAUUUAAAGCCGACGCGGGAGAUGCAUAGCCGUCUGAUACCGGCUGGGGAAUACGAUGACAAGGAUGAACGCGGUUGGAGGAUGGGAUCUCGUAGCGGCGGAAGAAGAGGUAUGGCCGCCGUCUCGGGAACUCCGAGCGGAGGGACUAUGAGGAGGCCGUAG